Messenger RNA from Trichomonas vaginalis G3, 1803 nucleotides. RefSeq names its product Ras GTPase-related family. Gene Ontology annotation, molecular function: GTP binding. The transcript has a single exon. Gene Ontology annotation, cellular component: nucleus; cytosol. Bases 1 to 1803 code for a protein of 600 amino acids. NCBI's taxonomy places the organism in Eukaryota, Parabasalia, Trichomonadida, Trichomonadidae. The record is from RefSeq and is a predicted model, not a curated record.
AUGGGCAAUGAACAAGCAAUGCCUAUUCAAAAUUUGCCACCUGGUGUAGUUCAAGGUUCGAAACCUGAACUUAGUCCACGUGGAAACAGUCCGUAUAAAUUCCAGCCAACACACGAAAUUUUAAUUGCAGUUCGUGGUCAGAGGUCUUCUGGAAAAACAACUCUUGUCAACAGAAUUCUUGCAAAACCAUUCAACGAGAGUUAUGUUGCGACUCCGUUUCUUCAAGCUUCUGAAGUUCCUUUCUCAGCAGACUUUACAAAUGGAGAAGUCAUAAACCUGAAAGUUUGGGAUGUUGUAGAAAAGGCUCUUAUUCCUGUUGAUGAUACAAGUAAGAGUGAUUAUCCAGACGCUUCUUCAAUAGACACAUUAAAACGUGCAGACGGCCUAGUAAUUCUAAUUGAUCCUCGCCACAAAGAUACUAUAACACUUGCAAACAAGAUUAUCGGAGAAGCUUCAAUCGAUCUUCCGAUUAUGGUUUUUUCAAAUUUCCAAGACGAAAAUGUUGAUCCAGUCAUACCAGAACUACUCCAGUCUAAGAUCGGCAGAUUCGGUUUUAUACCAGGAUCUCUCAAAACAGGUCAAGGACUGAAAGAAUUACAUAGCUGGAUCUCUGUUCCAUAUAUUUACUCGAAUAAGAAGCAUCUUGAAGCAUUACUCAAACUUACAUCCGAAGACUUAAUCGAAAAGCUUCAACAAGUUAACGAAAAAGUUGUUGAUUUCUUGACAAAAGAAACCGCACUUAUUUCGAUGCCAAAAGUACCACCACCUCCACCAAAACAAGAAGUACAACAGCAGCCAUCGCCAAAACCAAAGCCUGUUGAAGAAGAACCAGAACCAUUGGCCGAAAUCAUUGCUAUGGACAAGAACGCGAGGAAACAAGAGGUCAAACAACAAGAACAGAAACCAGAAGAAAAGGAACCACGCAGAAAAGCACGCAGAAUCAUUCACGUUAAGAGAAGAGAUUCAUCCGACAAAGAUCUUACGAAAUCUACAGAAAGUGUUGGAGAAGAAACUAAACCAUCAUCUCCAAAGACAGUUCCUGAGCAUCCAAAGCCAAAACCAAAGCCAAUUCCUCAGAAAGAUGAAAAUGAUGAUUUCUUUGGCGACGAUGAUGGAAAUGAUGAUGCUAUGAAGCUUCCUAGUGACCAUGAUGAUGAAGAUAUCAAGCCAAAUCCACUCGUUCAAGCAGUUCCUCAAAAGAAAAAGGCUCCUGCUCCAAUUCAACCUCCUGUUCAAGUCCAACAGCCAAAGAAAGAAGAGAAACCAAAGGUUGAUGAUGAAAAUGAUGAUUUCUUCGGUGAUGAUGAUGGAAAUAACAAUGAUGAUGACAUGAAGUUGCCAAGUGAUCAUUCUGAUGAAGAGGAAGUCAAGCCAAACCUAUUGGUUCAAGCUGUUCCACAAAAGAAGACACAGAAACAGGUUAUUCCUGAAAAACAAGAAAAUGAAAAAAUUAUUGAAGAGCCAAAGCCAGAAAUCAAGGUUGAGAAGCAACCAACACCUGUCAAUAUCCCUGUCGUCAACCAGAAACCUGCCGAUAACGAUGAUUUCUUUGGAGAUGACGAUGAAGACGAUGAUGCCCUGAAAUUUGACGAAAAUGCUGAAGUUAAGCUGAAUAAGCUUCCUCCAUUGGAACUCCAGACCGUUUCUUCAGAGGAAAAAUUCGAAGAAAAACAAGAACAAAAAGUAGAAGAAAAAAUUGAAGAAAAAAUCGAAGAAAAAGUUGAAGAACCAAAGCAAGAGACAGCACCACGCAAGGAUUUGCCAAAGAGAAAGGCUGUUAAGCUGAGAAGAGGCCAUCAUUAA